Molecule: messenger RNA, 1480 nt
Organism: Eruca vesicaria subsp. sativa (arugula)
Lineage: Eukaryota; Viridiplantae; Streptophyta; Magnoliopsida; Brassicales; Brassicaceae
Source: the annotation of a GenBank genome assembly
AUGAGAGGAAGGGGAGAAGAAGCAGAAGAGUCAAGGAUUCCACUGUUGGAAAGCUCUAACACUGCGGAAGCAGACGUUAGAGGACUGAAGAAGAGAGUUUGGGUUGAGACAAAGAAGUUAUGGCAAAUCGUUGGCCCUGCGAUAUUCACUAGAUUAUCAGCAUACUCGAUGCUUGUAAUCACUCAAGCUUUCGCUGGUCAUCUCGGAGACCUCGAACUAGCCGCAAUAUCCAUCGUUAAUAACGUCAUCGUUGGCUUCAACUUCGGCCUCUUACUUGGGAUGGCGAGUGCGUUGGAAACGCUGUGUGGACAAGCGUUUGGAGCAAAGAAGUAUUACAUGUUAGGAGUUUAUAUGCAACGUUCUUGGAUUGUUCUCUUCUUUUGUUGUCUCUUGUUAUUACCCACUUAUCUUUUCACAACUCCAGUUCUCAAAUUUAUCGGUCAACCAGACGAUAUAGCUGAGCUUUCUGGCGUCGUGUCUGUAUGGGCCAUCCCUCUUCAUUUCGCUUACCCUCUGUCCUUCCCCCUUCAACGUUUCCUCCAGUGUCAGCUCAAAAACCAUGUGCCUGCGUAUGCGGCUGCGGUUUCAUUAGUGGUUCACUUUUUAGUGAGUUGGUUGUUCGUAGAUGGGCUUAAACUCGGAGUAGUUGGCAUUAUGGUUACUGUUAGCAUCUCUUGGUGGGUCAACGUUCUUAUUAUAUUAGCUUACGCCGUUUGUGGCGGCUGUCCCCUCACUUGGACAGGCUUCUCUUCCGAAGCCUUCACCGGGCUUUGGGAGUUUCUCAAACUCUCCGCUUCUUCCGGCGUCAUGCUUUGUUUAGAAAAUUGGUAUUACCGGAUUUUGAUUCUAAUGACUGGAAAUCUUCAGAAUGCUCGAAUAGCCGUUGACUCUUUGUCUAUAUGCAUGUCGAUAAAUGGAUGGGAGAUGAUGAUUCCCCUUGCUUUCUUCGCCGGAACCGGGCAGGAGAGUUACGACACGGACGACUUGAUCUUCAGUAUAGCUUCGAGAUGGGGCAUGAACUGGUUUUUUUAGAAUCGUAUAAAAAAAGAAAUCAGAGAUUUACAUAUAAAUCUGAUGAGCCCGAGCACGAGUUCGUCAUGGCAGAGGACCAUGUCAGCGAUGGGAUUCCGGUUGAACUGGUUUUUAGGCGAAAACGGAUCCUCCACCGAAGCUUGAGAAAAACCAUAAACGUAGUGAUUUAGUUUUGUAAUAUAAAAAAGACUUUGAUUUGACCAUUUCAGGUAAAAAUGCAUAAAAAAAUACGAGAACGAAAAUAAGAAGAUUGGAAGAUGAAAGAGAAGUGGGUCCUAUUACUUUAUACUUUUUAGUUGGUUUAGUUGAAAACAGAUGGAAUAAGUUAGAAAAAACUACUCUAGGAGCAUAAACUGUCUUUUCUUGAAAUAAAAAACUCAAAACUGUCUUUGAGUGAUAUAUUUUCUUUAUUAUAUCAUUUGCUUUAUUUGGUCGUUACAUGGAGCCC